Messenger RNA from Aspergillus neoniger CBS 115656, 722 nucleotides. RefSeq lists its product as uncharacterized. Lineage: Eukaryota; Fungi; Ascomycota; Eurotiomycetes; Eurotiales; Aspergillaceae. The transcript has 3 exons. The record is from RefSeq and is a predicted model, not a curated record. The coding region runs from base 276 to 638 and encodes 120 amino acids.
AGAUGCUCAAUUCUUGUCGUGUGUCUAGCCUUGUCAGAAGUUUGUUGGCGGGACACAACAUCCGGAGGCCGUUUCGUGGAACAGAAUUUUCAUGCAUGCAAUGUCGGGAGAAGUUUUGAGACGACUAGCUGACGAGUCCAUGAAGAACCCAGAGAGUUGCGCUGCCAGUUCGCCGAUGCUUGUAGGGGUCGAAGCAAGUGAUUGAGCGAGUAAAGGGCGAAAGAAGGAAAUGAGACAAUCUCCACGCAGCUCAGCGCAGGGUGAUGUGACAGGGUAUGAUCUACGGAAAGAAAGAAAGCCUUGUCAGCACUCGACAGGGGGCUCGCAUGGCUGGUAGAUUUUCUCUUUCCAGGGAAUGGAAAUUGACACUGGGACCCUGGUCUCAGGUUCAGAGCAGAAUCCAACGGAGUGAGAUCAGCGACACAGGAUCAUUUGACGUACAGACGAACAUGGGGUCCCUAUUUGACUCAGAUACUGCUCGGCUAUUGCAUGCAAGACUCCGAAGGCUCCAAUCUGCGACAUCAACCGCUCCAGGAAGAUGGGUGGGGCGGGUUGCAUCCCAUCGACUCGCCCGUGGGAAGAGUAGGGGGCGCGCAUGGAAGUGGCAGCGACUGGAGCCCUGGCCGUUGAAAAGGUGAAACUGACGCAGAUUGGAUGCAACGGUUGCACAACGAUCCGGAGAGUUGUCCAAAGGGACAUUGCGGCGUUCUCGUUGGCCGCCC